AUGCUUCCUCAUAUUAGUGAUUCAGCUCCCCUGCGCCCUCAAGGCGGAAAAAGAACGGAUUGCCCGCAAUCUGAAUCUGCAACAUACGACAUCAUCAUAUACGGGUCCACCCCAGCAGCCCUUGCUGCGGCCAUUCAGACGACACGCAUGAACAGAACCGUUGCGAUUGUAUCUCCGACCAGUCAUAUUGGCGGCAUGACCGUAUCUGGCCUUGGCUGGACGGACUCCAAGAAUGGAAAUGCUAUCGGGGGCAUUGCGAGAGAGUUCUACAGUCGGGUAUACCAGUACUAUGAAUCCGAUUCUGCAUGGUCCAGAGAGACAAGAUCGCAGUACAUAGCCAAAAACAUAGCUGCUCAGCCAGGGCCCGCGGUAGACGAAUCUCAGCAGGUACAAUGGACGUUCGAGCCCCAUGUAGCGGAGAGCAUAUUCGAGGACUGGAUGAAGGAGUUGAAGAUACCCAUUUUCCGGAAUGAGACUAUUAUCCCGUCAGCCGGUAGUGUCACAAUCAAAAACAACCGGAUUACCUCCAUCAAGACGCAUUCAGGCCAUGUAUACGACGCAUUGAUGUUCAUGGAUACUAGCUAUGAGGGGGACUUCAUGGCUGCGGCUCAAAUUUCCUACAGUAUUGGCCGCGAAGCUCGAUCAGAUUUCGACGAGUCGUUAGCAGGGGUGUUGAUUGCCGCGGAGGAAGGCUAUCUCGGGAUGUCACCAUACCUUACACCCGAUGAUCCCAACAGCGGGCUUAUAAAGGGGAUCGACCAUAUUGUUGCGGCCGGGGACGUCCAGAAAAUCAAUGGUACAGCCGACAAUUUUCGGCUUCAAGCAUUCAACUAUCGACUUAGUUUGACUCAGAUAACUGACAACCAAGUGCCCUUUUCUAAACCGGAUGACUAUGACGAAGAUCUGUAUGAGAUUCUACUCCGCUACAUCGAAGCCGGCUACCAUGAUCUAUUUUUCACAAAGCAGCUUAUGCCGAACCUCAAGACAGACACCAACUCGAACGGCGGGGUAAGCACUGACUUCCUUGGUGGAAAUUAUGACCCAGUCAAGAAAACAAACUACAUCGAGGAGAGCUUCGCAGACCGCGCAGCUAUCGCUCAAAACUACAAAACAUAUACACAGGGCUUUUUCUGGACGCUUGCCAACCAUCCGCGAGUCCCUCAGCGAUUUAGGGAUUCCGCAAGCACUUGGGGAUACGCCAAAGAUGAAUGGACCUCGAACGGAAACUGGCCUUACGAAAUCUACAUCCGGGAAGCAAGACGCAUGCAGGGAAAUUACACUAUGAAACAAAGCGACGUACAGAGUCCUCAAACAUUCCCCGAGGACAGCAUCAUCGGCCUCGGAUCCUACACGCUUGACUCGCACGAAGUGGAGAGAGUCGUUGUUGACUCGGGGAUUCGUAAUGAAGGAUUGGUGCAUACUCCGGUUCCGCAGCCCUUCCCCAUUCCGUUCGGGAGUAUUAUUCCUCGCUCUACCGAGGCCGUCAACUUUCUCAACCCAGUCACGAUGAGCAGCACGCAUGUGGCCUUUGCAGCAAUUCGGAUGGAACCAACGUAUAUGAUCAUGGGACAAAGCGCGGCGACGGCUGCCGUAAUGGCGAUUGAGCAAUGUGUCAACAUUCAGGAUGUGGACAGAGCUGAGCUAAGCAGCAGGUUGGCACAAGACAAGCAGGUAUUGUCACUAUAG
Messenger RNA from Trichoderma citrinoviride, 1686 nucleotides. RefSeq lists its product as hypothetical. The coding region runs from base 1 to 1686 and encodes 561 amino acids. The record is from RefSeq and is a predicted model, not a curated record. The transcript has a single exon. NCBI's taxonomy places the organism in Eukaryota, Fungi, Ascomycota, Sordariomycetes, Hypocreales, Hypocreaceae.